Capra hircus (goat) is the source of this 3577-nucleotide messenger RNA. RefSeq names its product ST3 beta-galactoside alpha-2,3-sialyltransferase 6 (gene ST3GAL6). Gene Ontology annotation, molecular function: beta-galactoside alpha-2,3-sialyltransferase activity. The transcript is spliced from 13 exons. Gene Ontology annotation, biological process: glycolipid biosynthetic process. The record is from RefSeq and is a predicted model, not a curated record. NCBI's taxonomy places the organism in Eukaryota, Metazoa, Chordata, Mammalia, Artiodactyla, Bovidae. Bases 652 to 1647 code for a protein of 331 amino acids.
CGCCCGCCCGGGGACGCCCCGGCGGCUCUCUCUGCACCUCACUGCCCCGCACCUUCCUCCGCGCACUCGGGGGCGGCCGCAGCCGCUGCCGCGGGAGGAGCUUCCUCGCGACUCCGGAGGCGCUCGGCGCAGUCGCCGAGGAUCCGGCCCCGGGAGCGGUGGGCAGCGCACGCGCCGCCUGGCGCCUCGGACUCCUCGCUGGUGCCCCGCCGGGUCCGGGGAGACUGCCUCCUUCCCGGGCCGCCGCUGAGCCGCGCCACCGUCCUCCGGUUUCCGCCGGCUCGAUGCUGCGGCUGCCGCGGGAGAGGCAGCACCCGGCUGGAGCGAGCGGCUGCGGGCGAGCUCCCGGCCCCGGAGCCCCGCGCGCCUCUGCGGUCUUCGCGCCUGGGCCUCGCCGGCACUUGGAAUUGAAGAAGCAACACAACCUCUUAUCUUGGAUAAUUUCUAGUGGACAAGAUAGCAGCAGCCUCCUGGGCCUCCGGCGCCCUUACCGCAUUCUACACGCUCAAGAACAGAGAGGACCUCUGGGAAACAGAUUCCUAAAAGUGUAGGAAGGGGACGAAGUGGAGCCAGCGUUUGCUGCACAUGUCCUAAAGGUCAGGCUCGCUGUCUCGCUGCCCUUGUUUCCUCAAUAAACUAGGUGGGCCAGCCAUGAGAGGGUGCCUCCUGGCCAUCUUCCUGAGUGCUCUCUUCCUCUAUUAUGUGCUGCAUUGUAUAUUGUGGCGAACAAAUGACUAUGGGGUGACACCUAUGGAAAUGAAGCCGAGAAAUAAGAUCCAGCCUUGUUUAUCAAAGCCAGCUUUUGCCUCUCUCCUGAGGUAUCAUCAGUUUCACCCUUUUCUGUGUGCAGCGAAUUUCAAAAAUACUGCUUCCUUCUACGGUAGCGAUAAGUUUGAUUUGCCCUAUGGGAUAAGAGCAUCAGCCACACACUUUCGACUUGCUCUUUGGAAACUGCCAAAUUGUGAUCUCUUUGAUGAGUUUGACAAUGUGCCGUGUAAGAAGUGUGUGGUGGUUGGUAAUGGAGGAAUUUUGAAGAAUAAGACAUUAGGAGAAAAAAUUGACUCCUAUGAUGUAAUAAUAAGAAUGAAUAACGGUCCUGUUUUAGGACAUGAAGAGGAAGUUGGGAGAAGGACUACCUUCCGACUUUUUUAUCCAGAAUCUGUUUUUUCAGAUCCUAAUCACAGUGACCCUAAUACUACGGUGAUUCUCACUGCUUUUAAGCCACUUGAUUUAAAGUGGCUGUUGGAAUUGUUGACAGGUGGCAAAAUAAAUCCUAAUGGUUUUUGGAAGGAACCAGCCUUAAAUCUGAUCUAUAAACCUUAUCAAAUCAGAAUAUUAGAUCCUUACAUCACCAGAAUGGCAGCAUACGAACUGCUUCAUUUCCCGAAAGCGUUUCCCAAAAAUGAGAAACCCAAACACCCAACCACAGGCAUUAUUGCCAUUACAUUGGCAUUUCACAUAUGUCAUGAAGUUCACCUUGCUGGCUUUAAGUACAACUUUUCUGACCUCAAGAGCCCUUUGCACUACUAUGGGAAUGCCACCAUGUCUUUGAUGAGUGAGAAUGAAUAUCACAAUGUGACUGCGGAGCAGCUCUUUCUGAAGGACAUUAUAGAAAAAAACUUUGUAACCGACUUGACCCAAGAGUAACCCUACAGACUCAGAAGAUAAUGCUAACAGUGUUAGUUUUAUUUUUAUACUGCAAUUUUUAGUUUAUUUUUAAAUAUGUUGGAUGUACUUGUCAAGAAAUUAUGUGUAUCAAGUCUGUUGCUGCCUGGUGAUUCAUAACCACCAGCUUAAUUUCUGUGAAUAUAUUUAAUUUAUGGAAACCAAGAUGUUAAGAUAUCAGGGAAAGUGAACUUUUCAUUGUAUUGUUUAAAAAUAAGCUAGUUUUCUGAAGUGUUUUUAACUAUAGUUAGUUCAUCUUAGACUUCUGAAGGGACGCUGACUUCCUAGUAAGUAAGGGGGGUUAGUUUACUACAACACAUUUUGAAUGUAACAGGACAUUUUGAGAGGUUCAUCUGGCUACUGUAAAUUGGUAGGGAACUGGUGUGUGGCAGUUCCCUGAUGUAGUGUACUGGACCCACUUCAGGUGUAUAACUCUAGUUCCUUUUAGUUAUACCCGAGGAACCAGACUGGAAUCUUAAACCAGACCUGAAGCGUGGACGUAUAUGGAAAUCUAAGAUCAUGCUGGCUGAAUUAAGCAUUUUUUCUCCUGCAGUUAAGUAAACCAUGAUUAUGAUCAGUAGUUUGGUAGAAUGAAAAUUUUUUUUUUUCUAAGUCAAAAGAAACAGGAUAAACAUGAAGCUCUGGAUAAGUAAAUAACCAAAGACUGCAAUUCUUAAAGUCUGGUGACUUCAUUAUUUUAAAGAAAUAAAGUUUAUACAAAGAAGCUGAAGUAGGCAAGCUCAAGAAGGAGAAAAUUCGUAAGCAGUAUUUUCGAAGCUUAUUUGAAGUAAAGUAAAAAAGACAAGACAAGAGACAAAGACAAGAAUGAGUAAACCUGUAAGAGUCAGCUGUUUCUGGAUUUCAGUGGCACUUUCAUGACAAAACCAGCUGUCCACAGGAUUCAGUCACAUCUUCAAAUGGAAAGCUUACCUAGGGUGCACCAGAAAAGACUGGUGGGAUGCAGACAAGCCAGUUGGACUACAGUGUGCCAAAAAAGAAGAGGAGGAGAUGAGAAGAAGAAACUAGUUACAAGUUGGAUUAUAUGAGAACUGGUGCCACAGUUGACCUAAAAAUAUCCAACUCUUACUUAGAUAUUGCAGUUUAGGGAUUUCAAGUUCAGAACCAAAAGGCAUAGCCAGUAGGUAAUUUUUUUUUUUUUUAAAUAAACAGAACUUCACUGAUUUCUCUUAAGAGGGUUGAAAAGCUUUUAUUGUCCCACCUAAUCUAGUUGUUCUUUCUAAUCCUAUUAUCUGACAUGGUGUUUUUCUAUAACCCUCUUGCUCUCCAGGUUACAAUAUGGACCAGCCCAGGGAAAGAGGUUCAAGCUUUAUUACAUUCCACAGAAUUAUGGCCACAUUCAUAUUUAAAUAAGCUCAUUUUCUGCUCCCUCUUGUGGAUGGGAGGGAGAAGGGCAAAUGUAUACAUAACAUAUUUUCAGUUACUGUAUAAAUCUUCUACUCGAACCAUUUCAACAGCAAAUAAACCCAUUGUUCAAUGCAAAGUGCAAAUAGUGAAACGUGAACUUAAAUAACUGGGCUAGACCCUGCAUACACAAUAGGAUCUAUUUAGAUUUACAGCUUUUAAUACAAUAUAAAUCAGCAUUCACAAUAUCUUACCUUUAACUGUGCUGGUUCCUAAGAUCAAGUAACAGUGAAGUCAGUGUAAUUUUAUGAAACCUUAAGGGCCACAUUUCCUGUACCACUGUCUGAUUCUAUUUUUAUAACUGCAUUAACAGGAAAAAAUUUAACCCAGUAAGUCACAGUGACUUUUUUUUUUUUUUUUACGUUUCAAGCAAAGAAUAAAAAAUCAAGGGAAUUUUGUAAAAAAUGUUUACCUUCACAUUUUCAGUUGUUACUUGAUUGUCUCCAAAGCUGUAUCUAUAUCAGACAUAGUAACGUUAAAAAAAAAAAAA